This is a messenger RNA of Sycon ciliatum, 4305 nucleotides long. RefSeq lists its product as uncharacterized. The transcript has 4 exons. The record is from RefSeq and is a predicted model, not a curated record. Lineage: Eukaryota; Metazoa; Porifera; Calcarea; Leucosolenida; Sycettidae. Bases 1 to 4305 code for a protein of 1434 amino acids.
AUGGCCUCGACGGAAGGAGGAACGUCAGGGUCCGGACAAGCAGAGUCAGGCUCCAACAGUGAUACGUCGAAAAUGGAUACGGUCACCCUACCGGUGCAACUGACUUCUGUAAGCAGCUCAAUUCAAUGCCUGGUGCGAGAUCUGCAACAGGAGGAGCACGAUGCUGACCGGUUUAUUGCCGGGCACGUGCCCCCGAAUGACGUUGAAGACUUCCUGAAACUGGCGUAUCUCAAAACAUGUUUGUCGGGCACGGCACGCAACGUCCUCGAUGGGAUCGUCCUCGACAACGACCACUACCCAAUUGCUGUCGAAUUACUCAAAGAACGGUUCGGCAGGCAGCAAAUGGUGCUGAAUGCCCACUAUUCAGCCCUGGUCGAUCUGCCACCGGCCUAUGACACGGCCACAUCACUGCGCCAGUUGUACGACACAGUUGAAAUACACAUCCGGGCGCUCAGUGCUAUUGGCGAAGACUGUGACCAAGGGAUUUUUGUGUCUCUGAUCACGUCAAAGCUGCCGAGUCCUGCCAUGUUUCAACUGCAAUUAGCUAAAGGUGAGGAGACGUGGUCCGCCGACCGCCUCCGCAAACAUUUACAUGACUAUAUCAUGGCAAAGGAAGCAGCAGCUCGACCAACAUCAGUCGGUUCUGCACAGUCAAGCAUGACUGUACCGCGGUCCACGAAUGCCAGCCCUGGCGACAUGCGGCCAGUCCAGACGUUGGCAGUUUCGGUCAAGAAACCACAACGCGCAAAAUGCUUCUUUUGCAAGGAAGCCCAUUACACAGAUGAAUGUGACCGGUACAGAACUAAGACCAGACGCCAGCAAAUCCAGGGUCGGUGCUUCAUUUGUUUCCGGGACAGCCAUAUGGCUCCGGCUUAUCCAAACCCCUGGGCUUGUGCACAUUGCCACAAGAAGACACACCACCGCAGUCUCUGCCCUUCCAAAUUUGGAACUGGCCAACAACAACAAUCGAAACCACCAAUCAAAGCCAACACAACAUGUGCCACAGCUCCUAGCUCUCCCAGCCAACAACAGGAUGCAGUCAUCCUGCAAACAGCAGUAGCCACAAUUGGCGGCGCCACAAUUACCCAGCCCGCGCGGCUCAUGUUUGACACUGGGUCGUCACGGUCUUUUAUUACACACGAAGCACAACACGCACUUCAACUUGCUGCCAAUGGUUCAGACACCAUCGCCAUGGCUGGCUUUGGCGACAGUGCCCGCAAGGUUGUCUGUCUGCCACGUGUGCAACUCUCUGUCGGGUGUGAUGAUGGCUCCACCGUUACGGUCAUAGCCAACGUAGUCGACAACAUCACAUGUCCCAUCCAACGCUUUCCACUCGAUUACACCAAAUAUCCGGUUCUGCAGUCUGUAAAUCUUGCUGAACCCACACCCCUUGCAACAGAGAGCGUGGUUGUCGACGUACUAAUUGGAAGUGAUCAUUACCAUCACCUCAUUGGCCCUCAGGUCAUAUCCGUUACCGCUGACCUAGUGCUGGUCGAGUCCAAGUUAGGGUUUAUUCCGUCUGGCAAAGUGUCUGGUGAUACGCCCCCAGACACCGUCAUGCAUCUGUCGGCGGAUUCCAUAGCGGAUGACACCUUACCUGCACUCGAAGAUCUGUGGAGCCUUGAGAGUCUGGGCAUUAAUGACGACCCAGAAACAACAGACAACGACAUGGUGAGAGAACACUUCAACGCCACAAUACGCAAAGAAAACGGUCGCUACACAGUCAACUGGCCGUGGAAGGAAAAAGCUCCGCAAGUGAACUAUGAGCUGGCCAGAGGUCGACUCGUCUCCCUAAUCAAGCGGCUUUCUACACAACCAGACAUCCUACGACACUACGACCAGACAAUCAGAGACCAACACGCAAGUGGUAUCAUCGAGGAAGUUCCGAAUGCCGUGCCCACUGGGCCGGUCCACUAUUUGCCACACCACUGCGUCCAGCGUCAGGCCAGCACAACCACCAAACUCCGCAUCGUAUACGAUGCCCCGUUCUUGCUGUCUGCCACCAUUCAUCACCAUCUCGACAACAGCAACAGCACGCUCGGUUCUGAAAUCCGCGACUCCACUUAUGUGGACAAUGUGAUAACUGGGCGCAACACGGCUGACGAAGCCAGUACUCUCUAUGAUUCUGCAAAGAGCCUAUUCAACGACGCCGCUAUGAAUCUCCGUGAAUGGUCAUCAAACAGUGAUGAAUUUAACCACACCCUGCCAGACUUCGACAAAGCCACAUCCAACAAUGUGAAAUGCCUCGGCCUGGCUUGGGAUACGAAAGAGGACACUCUCAAUGUCAUUUCUCCUAAUGUGGCUCACAAACACGCCAACACCAAGCGCAGCAUCAUCUCCGCUGCUGCUCGCUUUUACGAUCCCGUUGGCUACCUGUCACCUCUGUUUGUUCGAGCCAAACUUCUGAUCCAGGACAUCUGGAAAGCAAAGCUCGACUGGGAUGAUCCGGUUCCCAACAGCAUUGCAGAUGAUUGGCAGGCUAUUGCCCAAGACCUGGACAAAGCCGACACGUUCAAGCUACACCGCUUCACUGGUCUUGACCCAGCAUCUGUCACUCGCCGCGAACUUUAUGUGUUCUGCGACGCAUCCGAAAAAUCGUACGGUACGGUUGCCUAUCUCCGUGAGGAAAGCGCCACAGCUGUGGCCACAGUCCUGCUCGUCAGCAAGACGAAGGUAGCUCCACUCAAACAAAUGACAAUUCCUCGUUUGGAGUUGAUGGCAGCGCUAAUCGGUUCUCGGCUUAUCAAAUUUCUCCAGAACACACUGCCAUUUGAUCUCCACCGCACUGUUCUGUGGUCCGAUUCAACUUGUGUUCUACACUGGAUCAAUGGCACGAACCAGCAAUCUGUGUUUGUCCAGCGGCGACUAAUGGAAAUCCAGUCGAAUCCGACAAUUGCAUUCAAGUUCGUCAGUACGGAUUGCAAUCCUGCUGACCUACCCUCGCGUGGCGCGACAGCUGCUGCAUUGCACGACAGCAAACUCUGGUGGGAAGGUCCUGAAUGGCUACGCGGUGAUACCAGCUCACUCGGUGAACUACCAUCCCCUUCACUUGCCACAGCUGCAGCAAUGGUCUCAGAACCACCCACUGAGGUAUCUGUCGCAAUCAACUCUUGCCCUGGGGAGGGUCCUUUCAUCUCUAUCGAAAGGUAUUCCUCUUGGUCGAAAGCGGUACGCGUAAUGGCUUACGUGAAACUGGCAGUACAGAAGCUGCAAGGCAAAUGCAAACAACAAACACAACUAACCACAACCAAUAUCAAGGAAGCUGAAAUGGAAUGUGUACGAGUUAUCCAAGGUCAAGAAUUUGGUGAAAUUAAAAAUGCAAUUCAGAAAAAACAAAAAAUGGAACUCGUUACCAAACUCGGUCUACUUAUCGAUACCAACGGCCUAAUUCGGUGCGCAGGGCGCAUGAAGAAUGCUAGGUUUCCAGAAUCUGGUCCAAUACUGCUGCCACGGAAACAUCCUGCCACGAGGCUAAUCGUGCAACUGUGCCACGCUCGCGUUCGGCACUCCGGUACUAGCCAGACGCUCAUGGAGGUGCGUAAGCGUUUCUGGAUAACUCGUGGGCGGGCCACCGUGCAGACAAUAUUGCACAGCUGCUACCACUGCAAGAAAUGGGAAGCGAAGCCAUACCCAAUGCCGGAUUUUGCUCCACUGCCGAGCAAGCGUGUUAACAGGUGCAUACCAUUCUCGUACACUGGUAUCGAUUACUUCGGCCCAAUGACAAUGACCAAGGAAAGCGAGAAAUGCAAGUUGGGCACUCCUGGUAUGGAGGGAGACUUUGGUAAUGACCCAACGUUUGAGCCUGACACGUCUUUGGCUAACACAUUGCUAACUGCCUGGACGGAUGGUCAACGCCUACUACAGACUUUUUGGUCAGAAUGGCAGUAUUCGUAUCUACCCACGCUACGUGAACGUGGUCAGACUGCACUUCCGCAUGGAAGACUACAAGCACAUGAUCCACCUGCUGUGGAUACUGUUGUCCUAGUCAAGGAAGAAAAGAUGCCACGCGGCUCUUGGUUAAUUGGACGAAUUGACAAACUGCACAACAGUAAUGAUGGUGAAAUCAGAUCUGCAACAGUUGUUUUGCCAUCCAAGCGGCAGAUCCAACGUCCACUAAGUCUGUUGUACCCAAUUGUGCAAGCGGAGAAUCACGAUGCAGCGCACGAUGACCCGCCGCUCGCACAACCUGCACAGCCUGUACAGCCUGCACAACCUACACAGCAACAACCAGCUCGACCAACACGCCGUGCAGCCGCUGGUUCCCGUGCCAACCUGAAGAACCUAAUAAGUCAAGGUGCAGUAUAA